AACCUAUUCACCCUCUCGCUCUUGCUACGACAUGUUUCGCGUCGGUAUAGUCUCUUCUAUACGGCCACUGUCGAAUCCUCUCAUCGUGCAGGUUGCUGCACGACGGUUUCAGGCCCCAUCUUUCCGGUCUUUCAGUCAGCUACGCCCCAAUGUACUCGCAACGCUUCAGAGGCGUGCUUCCCCCCUUCCUUCCUCUGGCUUCAAGACCCAAUCUCGCACAUUCCUGACGGACUCUGCGCCGGUUGUUGUGAGGCCGACCCAAGCGCAGGCCUGGAGGCGGUAUGGUAUCACGGCGGCUACUGUUGCGGGGACAAUCAUCGCAGUCAAUGCAUUCUUCAACCGUGAAACGCGUGAUUCACUUUCUGCAGCCGAGCAGGCGUACCUUCACGAGAGCUUCAUGUACGCUGGUGGCGGUCUCGGCGUGACUGCCCUGGUCGCCCGCUCCCUGUUCAAGUCUGGCGCUGCAGUCCGUAUCAUGUCCGCCAACCCGUGGGUUGUGCUCGGUGUCAGUCUGGUUGGCAGCAUUGGUACCAUGAUGGGUGUUAUGUACACUUCACCUGAGAACAAAGUCUUGAAGCAUGCGUUCUGGUUGGGAUUCAACGUCUGUCAAGCUGCGACUCUGAGCCCCUUGUUCUUCCUGAGCCCUGCGAUCCUGUCUCGUGCGGCGCUGUAUUCUGCGGGUGUGUUCGGCUCUCUUUCCUACAUUGGUGCAACGGCUGCGAAUGACAAGUACCUGUACAUGGGCGGUCCCCUGCUGGCUGGCGUAACGGUUGUUGCCCUCAGCUCGCUGGCUCCCAUGGCACUCCCCCUCGGCAUGCGUGGUCUUGCUGUCGCAGAGGCCAUUUCACUAUACGGCGGUCUUGCGGUUUUCGGUGGUUUCAUUUUGUUCGAUACGCAAAAGAUCCUGCACCACGCUCGCAUGGCCGAGACUGGCACUGUUCCUCGCGACCCCAUGCGGGAGGCUAUUAGCCUUGAACUUGACAUGAUCAACAUCUUCAUCCGCAUUGUCCAGAUUCUGACCAUGCAGAACAGGAAGAAGUAGAAGGAUUCGCGGUGUAGCGGCCCUCUCUCUUGGUUACUACCAACAAUUCAUUACUGUAUCCAUAAAUGCAUGUUGUUUGUAUCUUAGCA
Messenger RNA from Postia placenta MAD-698-R-SB12, 1131 nucleotides. RefSeq lists its product as hypothetical. The transcript is spliced from 6 exons. Lineage: Eukaryota; Fungi; Basidiomycota; Agaricomycetes; Polyporales; Adustoporiaceae. Bases 32 to 1042 code for a protein of 336 amino acids. The record is from RefSeq and is a predicted model, not a curated record. Gene Ontology annotation, cellular component: mitochondrial inner membrane.